AGCAGUAAAGAGAAGACUCUUCCACUAACGCACAACGAAGCCCACAAAUCACACAAAUUACGGUCACUUUUCUUUUCUUUUUUAUUUUUUAUUUUUGUUUUUCAUUUUUUCUUUCCUUGUUUUUACUUUCACUGCAAUUCCCCCACAUAUGUAUAUCUCAGCAUACACACACAUGUAAAUAGAUAUAUAUAAAUACAUAACUAUGUAUCAUCAACACAUAUCUAUCUAUCGUCGUACUCGGUACUUUCAUUUGAGUGAUAUUGGUACCAGUUAUGGAUUGCCCACAAGAAUGGCCGGAACCAAUUGUCCGAGUUCAAUCCUUGUCUGAGAGUGGCACAACCGUAAUUCCGGAGAGAUACAUCAAGCCUCCAUCGCAGAGACCGUGGUCGAGUUCUAGUAUAGCAACGGAUGUUAGCAUCCCAGUCAUCGAUCUGGGGGGCAUUCAUGGUGAUGCGAGAGAGCGUGAAGCACUCAUGUGUAAGAUGUCAGAGGCAUGUCGCGAGUGGGGAUUCUUCCAGGUGGUCAACCAUGGUGUGUGCCCAGAUUUGAUGAGGCAGAUGAGGGAGGUAUGGCGGAGUUUCUUCCAUCUUCCCCUCGAGCAGAAGCAAAUCUACGCCAAUUCUCCAAAGACGUAUGAAGGGUACGGUAGUCGCUUGGGAAUUGAGAAGGGUGCUAUUCUCGACUGGGGAGACUACUACUUCCUUCAGUUCCUUCCCCUCUCUGUCAAGAACAAGUAUAAAUGGCCUCAUCUUCCUCCUCCUUGUAGGGAGGUGAUUGAAGAGUACGGAUGGCAGCUGGUGAAACUCUGCGGGACUUUGAUGAAAGUGUUAUCUAAGAAUCUUGGAUUGGAAGAAGCGUAUCUACAAAAUGCAUUUGGUGGAGAAGAUAUAGGGGCAUGCCUGAGGGUCAACUACUACCCCAAAUGCCCGCAGCCAGACCUCACGCUUGGUCUCUCUCCACACUCCGACCCUGGCGGCAUGACGCUUCUUCUACCGGAUGAUCGUGUGACCGGUCUCCAAGUCCGCAGAGGGGACGCCUGGGUCACGAUACAACCCGUCCCCGACUCAUUCAUAGUCAACAUCGGAGAUCAAAUCCAGGUGUUGAGCAAUGCCAAUUACAAGAGCGUCGAGCAUCGCGUGAUUGCGAAUGCGUCUGAAGAACGACUGUCCCUGGCUUUCUUUUACAACCCCAAGAGCGAUGUGCUUGUGGGACCCGCACCGGAACUAGUGACUCCGCACCAACCCGCCUUGUACACGCCAAUGACCUUCAACGACUACAGGCUGUACAUCAGGACAAGGGGACCACGUGGCAAGUCCCAAGUGGAAUCCUUGAAGGCUUCUUCCCGUGCCACGCAAUCCCAUGAUCCCUCUUCACACUUGCAGCGGGAAAACGACUGUCAGCCCCCCACCCUCACUAUUUAAAAGGAACAUUAUUUGUGCCAUGAACCCACCUCCCAAACGAUGGGGCCUGACUGUUCUCUUUGGUGGGCCUGACCCCUCUUAACCAAUGGGAAUCUACAGCCACCUAACAAUCUGCUUCCGACACGAGGACUACUAAUUGGGAACUUUUCACGUUGAACAUUUCUUCUCCCUUGUAAAUCAAGAUUCAGCAAAUCCCUUGUUAUUUUAUAAAAUUGUUGAUCUUCUUUGUUAGCCCAGAGCAUCCGAGCAUCAUCUACUGUCGGAUUGCUGCCUUGGGGAAUGUAUAAGUACCAAAAAGAUAUAUAUUGCGGGAUUGGCCCAAUUCCCUCUGUAAAAGAAAAAUCAAUUAUAA
This is a messenger RNA of Magnolia sinica, 1773 nucleotides long. Its product is annotated as jasmonate-induced oxygenase 2. Bases 273 to 1421 code for a protein of 382 amino acids. The record is from RefSeq and is a predicted model, not a curated record. NCBI's taxonomy places the organism in Eukaryota, Viridiplantae, Streptophyta, Magnoliopsida, Magnoliales, Magnoliaceae. The transcript is spliced from 3 exons.